CCUCUGAACUGCUGCUCGUUCGUUCGGCAAUCGUCUGUCACCCCACAGACACUCUUGUGACCUGGGACACAUCUGUGCCGCACCUCAUCUACUUUCAAAAAGCUCUAAUUGAAGUUACAAGUGUUUUUAAGAGUGUUUUUACGGUUCUAGUUACAAAUUAACAAGAUUUCUACAUUAUGAAAACAAGAAAAUCCGGCUAAUCACCUGUGGCCUUUGAAAAUAGUCUAGGUGAGAGAGCAAGGCGUUUCUGAAUACGGGCACUAGUGCUUCCACAUCCACGCAACUUCUUGCUGAUUCAAACCCCUUAAAACAGAAACAGAGAGGGAAAACUACUUAAUUAAGGUGAUUUUCAAAAUGAAACGACAACGUAAACUGAACGGACCAUGUGACGUCAUCAGCUGUGACGUGAUGUCAUCGGCUGGAAGGGAGGAAGGUGAAUUCCGCGCAUAGCCGAAAGGAAGAAUGAGUGUAUGAUGAUCCAAGAAGGUACCAAACAAAUAAUAUCUCCACUGAAUCAAUGAGCUACCAAGGAUUCAACAUGUUUUCUGCAUUUCGCAAAUUAACGGGGCGGGCCACAGAGGGCUCGGCCAACACCACAUCCCCUCCAGGAAUGCAGACUAUGGCUGCAUCCCUCCAGCGCCGCUUUGCCCGUGGGGUCCAGUACAAUAUGAAAAUAGUGAUCAGGGGUGACCGCAAUGUGGGGAAGUCAUGUCUGUUUCGCCGCCUUCAGGGUCAGCCCUUCCAUGAAGAAUACAUCCCAACAGAGGAGAUUCAGGUGGCCAGUAUACAGUGGAACUACAAGGCCACAGAUGAUGUUGUCAAGGUGGAAGUCUGGGAUGUUGUUGACAAGGGGAAGAAGAAGAAAAAGAUUGAGGGCCUCAAGCUGGACAAUAGCACCCUGGAGUUUGAGGAGCCAGCCCUGGAUGCAGAGUUCCUUGAUGUAUACAAAGGCACCAAUGGUGUCAUCCUAAUGCUGGACAUGACCAAAAGCUGGACCUUUGACUACGUGCGGAAAGAGAUAGUGAAUGUGCCGAGCCACAUCCCGGUGCUGGUGCUGGCCAAUCACCGUGACAUGGGCCACCACAGAGUUGUCUCAGAGGAUGAUGUGCGCUUCUUUGUGGAUAGUCUGGAGAGGCCUGAAGGAGCUGCAGACAUCCGGUACACUGAAUCCUCAAUGCGAAAUGGUUAUGGCCUGAAGCUGCUUCACAAAUUUUUCAAUCUCCCAUUCCUUCAGCUGCAGCGAGUCACCCUCCUCCGGCAGCUGGAGACCAACACUGCUGAGAUUGAGGCCACAGUGCAGGAGCUAGACCUCUACCAAGAGAGUGAUGAUGCAGACUAUGACAUAUUCUUGAACCAGCUAACUGACCGGCGCAGGGUGAUGGCAGAAUCUCUUGGUCCUGUAGCUCAAGCUGCUGCACCUACAAAUACAGUGCCCUUCACACAGCUACAGACCCCAGGGAUGGCAGCAGCUGGCAGAGUCAGUCCCUCAGUCAAUGGUGUACCAAAAUCAGCAUCUAUGCCAGUAAGCCUUUCAUCAGCAGCUCCCACCUCUCAGCCUUCAUCUGCACCUUCUCCUGGCCAGCCACCCAGCACAUCCACUCCCAGCAAACAGCCUCCUAAGGCCUCCUCUGUGAUGAGUGCUUCAACAACAGUGAGCACAACUAUGACAUCCACCACCCCUAGUGUCACCAGCACCACCCCUACCAGUAGCACGCAAGCACCAAAGUCUUCCACACAGAGCCCAGAGAAGACCCAAGAAAAGACAAGCUUCAUGUCUCGCAUAUUCAGCAAGGGGAAAGAACAAGAGCAGCCCAAGGAGACAGCUUUGGUGCCAGAGGCUGCAGCAGCCUCUAUUGAGCCGGUGUCUGUGGAUGACUUUGUUCCUGAUGGUGGACGACUUGACCAGUCCUUCCUUAAUGAUGUGGUAUCAUCCUCAGUAAAGGAAUCAUCACCUGUACUGGUUGAAGAAGACAGUGAAGAUGAAUGUGAUGGAAAUCCAAUGGUAUCAGCCUUCCAAGUUGACCUUGAUCCAGAUGACCUUCAGAUGGGUUCAGGAGUGGGUAUUGUAGCAGAGGAGGAAGAGGAAAUUAAGGAUGAGUCUGAGGAUUGUAGGGAAGUAACUUCCACUACCAGUGAAAAACUUGUUGACUGCACUUUUCCAGGACAGAAUUUGAACAGUACCAAUAGUGAAGAGAUUAUAAGAACUAGUAACAAGAGUGCAAAGAGCAAGGCAAAUCCCAUGGUAACUGAAGUGCAGGAUCAGCAUAGCCCAUUCCUUGACUUUGAAGCAGAUUCAUUUAUCCUAACACAAAAUAAGCCUUCCAGCACUCUAACUGGGGUCAGGGAAACUGAGGAGGAAAAGGGGAACCACCUAGAUGAUUGGCUCAAUUCAGAUGAGGGCACUAUUGCAAAUCCUUAUGUCUCUACUUCCAACAUAAUGCCUGAGGGAGCUACACUGGAGGAUUCUGACCCUGAAGAAGGUCCACCAGCUGAAGGCAAUCGGAUCCUGGAGAAAGCAGAUCCUCUCAGUGGCAGCACAUCCAGGAGUGACAGUCCUGUGGAGUCUUCCGAGCGUAAGAAGAAACAUAAGAGGAAAGAUAAGGAUAAAAGAGAAAAGGAUGAAGAUAAAUCUGUCAUAAAGCGUAAGAAGAAAAACAAAGAUAAAGAUAAAGAAAAGGAAAAAGAAGGUGAAAAGAAGAAGAAGAAGAAAAAGAAAGACAAGGAUAAAGAUAGUCUGGAAGAAUUCUUCAAUGGAUCACCUGAAAAAGAGUUUGAUGAGGCUUAUGAAGCCAUUUAAUCCUGCCAUUGUUUUCUUGUUAUAUCUUUUCCAAAACAUUCAAAUGUGUAUAAUAUGAGUCCCAUAUUUCCUGCCAUAUGAUUUCUACUGGUUUAUGAAUGCUUACCUGUGAUUUGGUAAGGGUCAUUUACCUACCUAUCUAUAUACCAGGCUGGCAGUCCCACACUUGUUUUGCCCAGACAAAGCACCACACAUUCAUUCACACAUCAUUCACACUUCUUAGCUCUUGGCUCCUGUUGGAAAGGGAUAGAUUUGUGGACAACCCUACUGCACCACAAGGGUGUAAUUUUAUAAAUAAGAUUAACUAAAUUUUACUUAAAUUUGUAAGUAACAAGGUUUUUGGCAAUAUUUUGUAAGACAAGUGUUUAGAAUAAAACUAAGAAACAUUUUAGAUAAGGGAUAUUCAGAAACAAGGUUUGAUAUCAAGAAAUGAACACCUAAGACUUGCUGGUCAGGAGUUAGGGGUAUACACGAUUGUGGAUAAGCAUCUAAAACACAGUAAACACACAUUAAUUAUAAGUUCAGUCUGAAUAUGCUCUGUCUUUUUGAGGGAGAUGAUAGUAAUAUGGAAUGUAUUCACUUGUUUCUGCUUCAUGGCUUAAAAUAACUGACAGACCCUGGGUCUGAGAAGUAAAAUGUGUUGGGUGGUUUUUAAAAGCCAUUUUUUUAAAGAAAAGGUGUGUACAAUAUGGCAGGAAAUAUGGCAUUUGGAGCAGGUGAAGUUUUUAAGUAAUAUAAUCAAAGAAUAUGUGAAUUCAGCUUUUUUCUUUGUUCAUAGAGUAUCUCAUCUUCAUUGUUGACAGUAUGACUAAUUUCAUGAAGCUGUAGAAGAUUAGACACAGAAGGCUUUAUCAUAUUAUCAUAAAGAUUUUAUACAGAUCUGAAUUUCUUGGGAAUAUGUUAGACCAUCUUGUAAACACAAAUGUAUGAUACUUUCUCCCCAACAAUUGACUGUUCAUAGUGUUUUCAUGUUUUCCAGUCCUGGCAUAAAGAUUUUAGUGUUCUCAGACUAUUAAUGAAGUUGGCUGAUAAUGAGAAUUCAGAUUUUUUGCUACAUAACAUUUCAUUUGCCCUCCAAACUGCUUGUUCAAACGCUUACUGUUCAAUGUUUUAUUUAUGUUGGUGGUUAUUUUUGUACAAAUGCCUUUGGAGUAUUUUUCUAGAAAUAAUGAUUCCUGGAAUAUGAAAAUAGUAUAGUACUGAAAUACAGAGGGGAAUGUUUGAACACAGUAAUAUUUACUGAAUCAUGUCUUGUAGUGUCCUAUGGUGCAAGCUGUAUACAGUAUGCUGUCAUAAGUGAACCAUAUGAACAAAUCAUUGAGAAAUUGAAUUUUUUAAAAAUCUGCCAGCGUAAAAUAUCUAUCUAAUCUAGCUGUAGUAUCAAACAGUAAAUGUUUUAUUUAAAUGAACCUACAGUGAACAGUGAUAAAACUUAAGCAACUAACUUGAAAAGAGCUUCAUCAUCAUCAUUCACUUUUGAUUGGUUUUCAUUUUUCCACAAAACAUUUAAAGUAAGAUCCAUUUUUAUGUUAUAAUUUAGAGUUGUUGUUGUGUGUUUAAUUAUUAAUUAGUCAUUGGUUUUUGCAUUAAGUGAUGUAAUAUUUUAAAUUGAACAAAUUUUCAGUGUAAUACUUUAAUUUCUAGUUUACUCUGUUACUAUUUAGGGCAUAAAGCAUAAAAUCCUCUAGAUUUCAUGUAUUGCUGUAUUUCAUGAUGCUAAAUAUUUUAUUUUAUUUUAUUUACAAACAGUAGUUUGUGUGAGCUUGUGUCAAAGGUCAGGGUCAUCAAAAGGAUCUAAAGUUCUAAAAGUGUGGCAUGAUGAUAUUUGACAUGACGGUAGAAGACCAAGAUAAUUCAUUCCAAAGCCAAGUGAGUGAUAGCACUAGUAAGCACAUGCCCAAGGCCAAAUUGCAUUAUUAUGAUUUCAUUGUUGAUGUCUAAGAUGAUCAGCAAGAGUUCUUUGAAGUCUGAUGAUAAUUAUGGUGAAAAAAUAAAUUUGCAUUUCAUACAUUAAUAUCAUCAUGGUAAUAUUCAUGAUUCAGAUUUUGUAUUUUCACUGUUUCUGAGUACAUUAAUUUAAAGAUGUCUGAACCAAUUUCUAUUAGGGAAAGGAGACUAGCAAAGCUAUCAAAAUGAAUCUUAUGAAAAAUUAAUGUUGGCACUUGAAAGGAGGAAAGAAAGAAAAUAAGGGAAUUUCAGAAAUUCAAGAUGUCUCAUUGCUCUGCAUGUGAAGGAGGUUACAAACUGUAGGCAAGUAGAAAAGCCUUGUUUUUCUAGGGGAUUUGAACUUGGAAUAUUAUUCAACAGAUUUCAUCCCCAUUACUUGUGUAGAAUUCUCUGAUCCCAAAAUAGCCAGUUCCUCUUACUCAGGAAGCUGUCCAUGACACUUAUGAACAGUGAAUUAUGCAAAUGUGAUUUACCUUCUUUGUCACAGUUCUCCCAGCAACAGUGCUGCUUGUUAACUCCAUGUUGUAAGACUUGCUGUAUGGAGAAUGCCAGGCAUGUUACACAUCUUGCAACUGACAGGGAGUGUAUCAUAAAAGAUAUAGAUAAGCUUCUUAUUUACAGCUUUAUUUCAUAAUCAUUAGAAAUGAGUAUCUUAUUAUUGCCUUAUUUACAUAAGUACAAAUUAUAAAGCUUAUUUUAGCUAUGAUACUAUAUAAUGCAUUUGCUUCUUCAUGCUGGUGGGUUAAGAAGCAGGGUGGUGUGUAUAAAACAAUAGUAGUUGAUUGGUUAUUGUAUUGAUGAGGAUAGUGGUGGGUGUUAGUCACUUUCUGUUUAAGACAAGUUUAUUUCUUCCUAUGCUGUUGUCUUCAUAAAUUGUUGUUUGUUGCUGUUUGUGGUACAUAUUUUGCCCCAUAGUUGUCUUAAAUUAUUUAAUCAGUUGAUACAAUCAUUUGCCAUGUGUUCAUUCCCUACAGGGAGCCUGGAGGCUGUGGUGUUGAGGUACUGGACAAGAACACACUACACUGUGUUAAUAGUGAUUCAUCAGGUCAUCCACUGGAAGUGGUUACAGUUUUUACAAACCAUAAUGUUUUGAAUUUCAUAAUAUACUGUUAAAUAUAUAAAGAAAGUGAUAUUUUAAAUUUUAAAGUUUGUAUGUUUUACUGAUGUUUAUAAAUGUUCAUUUUGUAUAUAUCUAAUAUUUUCCUAUUCUUAAGUAAUAUCUGUGAUUUAGCUAAUAAAGGACCAUACUGAUUAAUUUUGAAUUAAAGAUAUGCAUGUACGAUGCAUAACUGACUCGGAUGAAGAUAUUUAUACAUGUAUACAGGCAAAUUAUUUACAAAAAUUACUUUCUAUAAUAAAACAGCUAUCAAAAAUUUGCAAAUUGGAAUAUCUUUUUCUACAUUAAUUUUUGUGAAAAUAAAUCACUUAAAAUGCCAUAAAACAAAAUAAAGGUACUAUUUAUCAUGCAUUUGUGACAUUUUAUGCCAUAAAAAUUGUGAAAUUUCCCAUUUCAUUAAAAAACACUUCAAGUUUUGGAAAGGACAGUGUAAAUUUGCUUGUUACCAUUUAAUUGGCAGAAGUCGGUAGCCUUGACAUGGAAGUACAUGAUCACAAACUUCAAUUUUGUAUGGUUAAUGAUGACUGAAAUGAAAUGCACAGCUGUAUCAUAAAAAUCUACCAAAGAAUCUAUAAAAAACUAGGCUGCAAAAAGUUGAUUCAUAGAAUUUAUAUUUUGCUACUUUAUUUUUACAAGGUAAAAAAUUUUAAUUUGUAAGUGGAGGCUCUGCAUUUUUUUUUUUUAUCAUGAUGAAGAAAAAUUCAUGAUUUAAAAAACUAUGAGCUUCAACAUUCAUAAACUGAUGUUUGCCUGCCUGCAUGUAUACAUGUACACACACACACACACACACACACACACAGAUAUAUAUAUAUAUAUAUAUAUAUAUAUAUAUAUAUAUAUAUAUAUAUAUAUAUAUAUAUAUAUAUAUAUAUAUAUAUAUAUAUAUAUAUAUAUAUAUAUAUUGUAUGUAUAUUGUAUGUAUGUGUAUGCAUAUAUGCAUCUACAUGCAUACCUGAAUAAUGGACUCUUUGUUUUAAGGUUUAGUGCUCCAUAUUUCUAAAGUAGUUUUUUUUCUGUUUAUAGACAAAACCCAACAGUGAUAUUGGCAUCUGGAAGCACUGUUGGUGACAAGAAGCCAUGUAUAUGGUGCUUAGUUGCUUUAAGGAAUCUGUGUAUUUCAUGGAAUGACUGGUAAGUGACAUAAAGCAGAACUGUGAGUCAUGUCAAGCAUGGAUUCAUGCAGGUUUGGUAAAAUGUUUGGUGAUGAUCUGGUGUUACUGUCUCACAUAGUGAGAUUUGGAUGUUGUGUUUAAUGUUUAUUGGGCUUCCUUUUUAGUUAAAGGAAUUUAAAGUUUACUGUGGGGUAUGACAUGGAAGUAUAAACCUGUUUGCAUUUAAUAUUAAGUUUGCUGUUACAGUGUAGGCAUAUGGAAGACAUGAAAUCAUUGGUUAUAGUUGAGUUGCAUUGACUAUGGUUAAUUUUAUCACCGGGGUAUGAGAUGGACCAAAAUUUCUAACUUGGCUCUCUUUUAUUUAACUACUUCAUUUGAUUUUUGCCUUUAAUUUUUUUUUUUUUUUUUUGUUUAUUUUAGUUUUUAUCACAUGACUAAUCUCAUGUUGAAAGUGAGUUCAUAUAUCAAACUGCUUUAAAUGACAUAGCAAGGACAAAUAUUGGAAGUACUGAUGGCCCCUCAUAAAGGUAUCUGUUGAACUACCUAUAUACAAUGAAGCAGUGUUACACACAGCUAUAACAGGUUAAAGUGGUACUGAGUUCUUAUGAAUUUAAGGGAGACCAUGCAAGAUUGCUGGUGAUGAACCUACAAUCCUGUAUGGUUUCCCUAAUAUUUACAAGGACUGUAUUGCUUUGACCCAUUAUGACUGGCUUCAUAUAACAUUGCUAAAUUUAUUGUCUCACUCCUAUGCCAUUUUACCUACAUAAUACUAUGGGGAGAACAGGACUAUAGAGCAAGGCUUUUCCCAAUAGCAACAUGCAUACUGGCAGGAAAACUGAGCACCUUGUAAAAUUUAGGUAGUCAGUAAGAAAAAUGGUAGAUACUACAUUUGAUUACCAUUAAUGCUAAUGUAUCUUGGGUGGAAAUAAUUGAAUUAAACAAGAGUAAACAAGUGUCCUACAUUUUCUAUCUGAAAGAUAAAGAGAAUAAGUUAAAUUUCAUAAAAUUUUGGAAACACCCCACACAAACUCUAGGAUCCAAUCUAGAUGAUCUCUGUGUAGCUCAGGCCAAGGACUGUUUUCAUCUCCUAUGACUGAUACAGACAAUAAGUGACUGUGACUAAAAGAUUUACUGAAUGGAGCUAAAAAAAUUUCCAGUUUCAUGUAUAAUUUUUCUAUAUAUUUCUAUGUAUAAUUUUUCUAUAUAUUUCUAGCAUACAGGAAAUGUUUCUUUGUGGUAAAUAAGUGUUUUUCCCUCUCAUCUGCUCCAUUAAAGAAUCUCAAGGGUGACAUUAAAAACACAAUAUACAUAGUUGGUUUGGGAUUUUGGAAGCAGAAAGAGGAGUGUACAUACCUGAAGCCACUGCAUUGCCCUUCUUGGUGUUGUGCUAUCUUAAGGAAUGUUGGGAGUGAAUAUACUCUAAUUAUAGUCUUCCAUGAAAGAGAGAUAAAGUGUUGGAAAGGUUCUAGUAAUAAGUCAAGGAUUGUGUAACUUUUUAAAGUUUAAUUUGAUAGUGAUUUUAAUUUGAUUUUGAUCUUACUUGUAAAUUAAAAUUUAUUGAAGAGUUCCUAAUUAUCAGACAUUUGAUUGGAAGAUAUGAUGUCUUGAAAGCAAAUUUGUAUGAUAUGAAUGAUGAUGAAAUCAACCCAACAUUAUAACUGCCUUCUUUAUAUUAGUUUGUAUAUGGUUUGAAACAUGAUUGAUUAGAAGCAGCAGCUGAUUUAGAGAUAAACUUUUAAUUUUAAAUUUACUUUUGUAUGUCUGCUUUAAGUAUAAAUUUGUAUUAAUACUCCUCUGUGGAAAUUUUUAAAGUGACUUUUAUCUGCUUUUCAGUGGAUAAAUAUAUCUCAUUGC
Scylla paramamosain (green mud crab) is the source of this 8827-nucleotide messenger RNA. Its product is annotated as rab-like protein 6. The record is from RefSeq and is a predicted model, not a curated record. Gene Ontology annotation, cellular component: cytosol; nucleus. The coding region runs from base 518 to 2797 and encodes 759 amino acids. NCBI's taxonomy places the organism in Eukaryota, Metazoa, Arthropoda, Malacostraca, Decapoda, Portunidae. Gene Ontology annotation, molecular function: GTP binding. The transcript is spliced from 15 exons.